Mizuhopecten yessoensis (Yesso scallop) is the source of this 586-nucleotide messenger RNA. RefSeq lists its product as uncharacterized. The coding region runs from base 166 to 552 and encodes 128 amino acids. The record is from RefSeq and is a predicted model, not a curated record. NCBI's taxonomy places the organism in Eukaryota, Metazoa, Mollusca, Bivalvia, Pectinida, Pectinidae. The transcript has 3 exons.
UCCCCUUGUGACGCAGUAGAGCUGGAUGUAGGAAAGUAGUACUAGGCGUGAAAAUACGGACUAAGUCUACCGAUGGAACCAGAUACUCUUCCGCUUUAGCACAUACCUGUCCGCCACACAAACUAAUAACGUGUUAUCCGAGGGCAAAGAUGUGUGAUUAACAAGAUGUCACCACAUUCAAUCCUUACUCUCUUAACAACAUUCGCCAUCAUACAGCUAGCCAAGGCCAUAUUCUACACUAACAAGGAGGGCAAUGAUUUUCCUAGAAUUGGUAAACGGCGACAUCUGUAUCAAUCUGAAGCUUGGUCACGUGACUCAGUCCCCUCUGACGGUCUUCCUGGAGAGACAGACCGACAGAUGGAACCUAUGUAUAAUCAAGACGAAGGGGAAAUACCAAUCACUUCCAGACGUGAACACCAAAAUCCAAUGUCCAGUUACUCUAAAGCUAUGUACUAUCGGGCACUCGGCCUAAACGGUUACCGUGCAUUUUCCAAAAACAAGGUCCAGGCGUCUCCAAACAAUGGAAUACGAGGAACACGUACAUAUUACUAACAGCAGGGGUCACGUGAUCUCAUUUCCCCGACGU